Molecule: messenger RNA, 1356 nt
Organism: Pomacea canaliculata
Lineage: Eukaryota; Metazoa; Mollusca; Gastropoda; Architaenioglossa; Ampullariidae
Product: tubulin polymerization-promoting protein family member 2-like
Exons: 4
Coding region: 267-845 (192 amino acids)
Biological process (GO): positive regulation of protein polymerization; microtubule polymerization; microtubule bundle formation
Cellular component (GO): microtubule
Molecular function (GO): tubulin binding
Source: RefSeq, a predicted model, not a curated record
CGCGAUGUGACGCGUGACGCGAGACGCUCCAUGGAAACCGAGUUCUGUCAAACAGCCUUUUCAGUUCGUCGGAUGAAGAAGAAGUGAAUAACACCACCUUUCACCUGGAAACCUGGAGACCCAACGGUCUCUCCCCCCUCUCAUGACCAUCCCCCGUAAUAGGAGUUUCUUUACCUAGUUACACCUCUCUGUGCCACGAUCCAGCAAGUCGCAAGCGUCUUCCCUCCUGUCGUGACGCCGUGGUAUCCCCAACAUCACUACUCAUCAUGGCGUCCGGCAGCUCGGAAGACUUGAACGGCGACUGCAAGAAGAUGUUCAUGCUGUGCGCGGAGAAGUGCGCUGGCAAGGAACUGCCUAACGCUGAAAAAUCGGAGGGCAAAUCUAAUGUCGUCAACAAGCUGCUGAAGGAGACCUUCGACCCCAAGAUCGCCAACAUCGUCGACGCUACCAUCUUCUGCAAGUACUGCGAUAAGAAAACGAAGAAACUCACGGUUGAUCAGUUUCUGAACAACGUCCUUCCUGACUUGGCCAUCAAUCAGGUUAUAGAGAAGAAGAAGAGCAAAAGCCCCACACCAGAUGACCCUGCUGUGCAAGAGGAGCUGAACCUUCUCAAAACUAAGAUCAGCACCAAGUACCGGGAGUGGAUAUCUGCUGAUAACAAACCUAAAGAUUCAGCGGUGGUUCAGCGGCUGACGGACGUCAAGGGUUAUACAGGUGCCCACAAGGAGAGAUUCGAUGCCGAGACGGGAAAAGGUAAGGGGGCGGAGGGACGGGAGGACCGCGCCGACAACACGGGCUACGUGGGUGGCUAUAAAGGAGCAGGCACCUAUGACAAGACACACUGAGUGAGCGCCAAGUCACGUCACGCACCACCCCUUUCUUGCCAUCCUCCUCAGACCCCAACCACCUCGCUGCGUCUUCUGCUGUCAUCAUCAACCGUCGAGGAACUCUUAAUGCCCAGAUCCUUCCAACACUCCAAUACUCACCUGCUUAGUCGCCGUCACGCGCACAGUUAUAGUUUGAGCCGACCAGCUUGUCGAUCCAGAAGUCCGCUGACAACUUUGAAGAUUUCACACAUACCACCGCCACCACCACCACCAUGGCAGUGUUGGCACUGUUUCUGUUGAUGAUGCCCGUGUUCUUGCCUGAAUGGUUCGAGCUCCUCAUCAAGUGGUUGCCGCUUCCGGUUUUGACUACGGUGUGGACACUGAGUCUGCUGCAGUGUCUCGCCAUGUUCCUCCCUCUGAUGGGCAUACCGGUCGUGCGAACGAUGAUGCUUAUUCUCAGCUACUUAUACGGCUAAAAGAGGGUCUGCAACGUCUGCAGCAACUUGAAAUAAAAAAAGGAGCAUGAUAA